Molecule: messenger RNA, 740 nt
Organism: Gorilla gorilla gorilla (western lowland gorilla)
Lineage: Eukaryota; Metazoa; Chordata; Mammalia; Primates; Hominidae
Gene: RPL27
Product: ribosomal protein L27
Exons: 5
Coding region: 272-682 (136 amino acids)
Biological process (GO): translation
Cellular component (GO): ribosome
Molecular function (GO): structural constituent of ribosome
Source: RefSeq, a predicted model, not a curated record
CCCAGCUCUUCCGUCGGCCGGGUGGAGUCUCCUUUGCUCUUGUCUACUGCUGGAGCUGCUAAUAAAGCUUCAUUCGAAUACUUGAGUUGCCGCGCCCUGCGUUUCCCUCAUGAGCCUCUUCCGCCCGCAACACGAGACUCAGCACCACACAAUCAGCGUGGCAAAGCCUGAAGGGCGGGACAGGAAGUGAGGUCACUCCUCACCGGGGUGAAAGGUUAGCGGAAGUGUCCUUGUUUCCUUUUUCCUGUAGGCCCGGGUGGUUGCUGCCGAAAUGGGCAAGUUCAUGAAACCUGGGAAGGUGGUGCUUGUCCUGGCUGGACGCUACUCCGGACGCAAAGCUGUCAUCGUGAAGAACAUUGAUGAUGGCACCUCAGAUCGCCCCUACAGCCAUGCUCUGGUGGCUGGAAUUGACCGCUACCCCCGCAAAGUGACAGCUGCCAUGGGCAAGAAGAAGAUCGCCAAGAGAUCAAAGAUAAAAUCUUUUGUGAAAGUUUAUAACUACAAUCACCUAAUGCCCACAAGGUACUCUGUGGAUAUCCCCUUGGACAAAACUGUCGUCAAUAAGGAUGUCUUCAGAGAUCCUGCUCUUAAACGCAAGGCCCGACGGGAGGCCAAGGUCAAGUUUGAAGAGAGAUACAAGACAGGCAAGAACAAGUGGUUCUUCCAGAAACUGCGGUUUUAGAUGCUUUGUUUUGAUCAUUAAAAAUUAUAAAGAAAAAAAGCCUGUGUCUGCAUGCUGU